AUGUUGUGGUUUACGGUGUGGUUCGUCCACUUGCUCCACUUUUUCGCCUCUUCUUCUUCUAGUUCUGUUUUUCUAAAUCUGUUUUCCGCCGCCUCCUUUGCUAGCGCCGCCGUUAAAGUUUAUGUAACCUCCGUGGAGAUCCGUGGGACGAUGGUUCCUUGUCGACUCAUUCUUUCCUGUUCUCGUUCCUGUGAGCUUGUCGUUUCUGUCACCGCCGCGCUUGGAGACUUGUUUGUCUCGCCGGGCUGUGAAGGCUGGAUUCACCCAUCGAAUUGCAGUUCCUGUCUUGCUUCUUCUCAGAGGCUUGUGUUACCGUUACCGUCUGAUUGGCCAUAG
Molecule: messenger RNA, 336 nt
Organism: Microthlaspi erraticum
Lineage: Eukaryota; Viridiplantae; Streptophyta; Magnoliopsida; Brassicales; Brassicaceae
Source: the annotation of a GenBank genome assembly